UUUAAAAAUUAACAUCAAUCUUUUUUUUUUUGUCCUUUUUUUUCUCCUGCGAUGGGUCAACGCCUGAGCGAGGACGGCGACCCCGACAAGGAAAUGGACGUGGCCGAGCUGCAGGAAUGGUACAAAAAGUUUGUGGUUGAAUGUCCCAGUGGAACGCUGUUCAUGCACGAGUUCAAGAGCUUCUUUGGUGUCACUCACAACAAGGAGGCGGCAGAUUACAUAGAGAACAUGUUCCGAGCCUUCGACAAGAACGGAGACAACACCAUCGAUUUCCUGGAGUACGUCGCAGCCCUGAACUUAGUGCUGAGGGGUAAACUGGAGCACAAGCUCAAAUGGACCUUCAAAAUGUACGACAAAGACGGAAGCGGGUGCAUCGAUAAAACUGAGCUCCUCGAAAUCGUGGAGUCCAUAUAUCGACUGAAGAAGGCCUGUCACGGAGAGCUGGACGAGGAGUGCAAUCUGUUGACCCCGGACCAAGUGGUGGACCGGAUAUUUGAGCUGGUUGAUGAAAAUGGAGACGGAGAGCUGUCACUGGACGAGUUCAUCGAUGGAGCACGCAGGGACAAGUGGGUGAUGAAGAUGCUGCAGAUGGACGUCAACCCUGGAGACUGGCUAAACGAGCGCAGACGCAGCGCUAACUUCUGACGCUGUGACAUCAACUGCAGUCUAACCAGCCACGCUGUCUUUUUACUGUUUUGUUAUAACACAGUGUGUACGGCAGGGGUUUUCAACCUACGGGUUGGGGACCAGUACCGGGCUGCAGAGGAAGAAUUGAUUUCUUUUAAAAAUGUAUGUUUAGUUUUAUAUCAAAUUAAAUACAUGAUGCACAGUACUGUGUUGUGUUAUGACCUCCCCACACUUUACCCAACUGUUGUAUGAAGUUUUACUCCCG
This is a messenger RNA of Cynoglossus semilaevis (tongue sole), 892 nucleotides long. It is a transcript of the gene guca1b, whose product is annotated as guanylate cyclase activator 1B. Gene Ontology annotation, molecular function: calcium sensitive guanylate cyclase activator activity; calcium ion binding. Gene Ontology annotation, cellular component: photoreceptor inner segment; cone photoreceptor outer segment. NCBI's taxonomy places the organism in Eukaryota, Metazoa, Chordata, Actinopteri, Pleuronectiformes, Cynoglossidae. The record is from RefSeq and is a predicted model, not a curated record. Gene Ontology annotation, biological process: visual perception. The transcript has 4 exons. The coding region runs from base 52 to 645 and encodes 197 amino acids.